Pteronotus mesoamericanus is the source of this 2454-nucleotide messenger RNA. RefSeq names its product glycerophosphodiester phosphodiesterase domain-containing protein 4-like. Gene Ontology annotation, cellular component: membrane. Gene Ontology annotation, molecular function: glycerophosphodiester phosphodiesterase activity. The record is from RefSeq and is a predicted model, not a curated record. NCBI's taxonomy places the organism in Eukaryota, Metazoa, Chordata, Mammalia, Chiroptera, Mormoopidae. The transcript is spliced from 20 exons. Gene Ontology annotation, biological process: lipid metabolic process.
AUGCAAGUGGAAAUCGCAGUAGGCUGUCGGAUAUGUGGGUUGGGACAUCCGAGAAGAGGUCUGGCAGGGCAGCUGUUGAUUGACUUUGACGUAAACGCGAUUGAAUUUGCAGUGUGGACCUUGCUACCGUGGCUGGUGGAGUCAAAGAGGAGAGACCAGAGAAUCCUGCAGUUUAUUCUUCUGCUCAACCUGCACUGGUUUUUACAGCCAGAAGUUACAGGGACUUAUCUUCCGGACACUGGAACGCUGGGCUGGAUGGUCUGGUGUGGGGCUGUGUGGAUGGGGCAUAGAGCACGUCCACUGGUGCUAGCAGGCUACAGGGAGGGGACCAAGGAUGGCCCUUGCCAGCUCCACUACCAGCAAGUUAGAAUGAGAUUGCAAAAAUGGCUCCAGCCAGUGUUUCUGACCCUGGUGGAAAUGCGUGAAGGUUCCUAUGUUUCUGGUAGCCACUCUAGGAUAACAAAAGUGUGUAUCAUGUUUAAGAAAGUCAACAGGAUUGAGGUAAAAAGCCAGAAGACAAGACAGAAAAAACAUAAGCCAUGGAUAGCACGCAUCUUCAACCACGAAUGCUACAUCACCUACGUUACUGGCUGCUACAGCUGCCAGUGUAACACCAAGCUGGAGAAAAAAUCUAGAUAUGACCCCUGCUGCUGCUCUUUGAGAGAGCAAUUAUUUUACCCAUUUCUGGUUAUUGCAUUUUUCAUGUCUGUGGUUUUGCUGUUCGUGUGGAUAGAGACCUCAAAUGAAUACAAUGGCUUUGACUGGGUUGUUUAUCUAAUUACAAGAUACUGGUACUUCUGGUCCCUUCUUUUGCUGACUUUAUUUGGAAUCCUGGCUGCCUACUCUUCAUUGCUGUUGGUACUUGGAUUUUUGUUGAUUUGGGAAGGGAAUGAACUCUACCUGCACUGGUGUCAUAAGAUCCUGACUGUGCUAGUGAUUGGGACAUGCACGUUUUUUAUGACGGUUUUAUGCAAAUACUGGAACGACAGGUGGCUGACAUUGGGGCUCUCACUGAAGGUCUUUGCUCCCUACUUGCACCUGAGCAGCAUACCUGUGAUGGUUCUCCUUUCCUGGCCUGUGGCCUUCUACUUGGUCCAUUGGGAACAAGAAGCUAGAUUCAGAAGAGACAAGAGUAUACAUCAAAGGAGAAGAGUCCAGAGAUGUACUAGGCUCACAAAGCUGAGAGCUGUACAAGUGGCUGUUGGAUUGCCAUUUUUUCUUAUCCUUUUAUGUCUGUUUGUGGUGCCAUUUGGGAUUUAUUCUCCCUGCCUUCAGGAGAAGGAUAAAUUGGGACCCAAGCCAGGCAUCUUUGGACAUAGAGGUGCACCCAUGCUGGGCCCUGAGAAUACCAUGAUGUCCUUUGAGAAAGCUGUCGAACACGGGGCCUUUGGGCUGGAGUCUGACGUAUUCCUGAGUUGUGAUGGGGUGCCUUUUCUCAUGCAUGACUAUGACCUGAGAAGAACAACCAACAUCAAGGAGAUCAUGCCAGAAGCCGCCCACAAUUUAAGUCAAUUAUUCUAUUGGGAUAUCCUGAAAACUCUGAAUGCUGGCAGCUGGUUUGUACAAUCACGGCUCAAACCAUUUUACAAUAUGAAACCCUUAUCAGAAGCUGAUAGAGAAAAAGCAAGAAAUCAGAGGAUUCCAAAACUAAGUGAUUUAAUGGAACUUGCACAAAAGGAGAGAAAAUUUGUGAUAUUUGAUCUUUCUAGCCCUCCAGAAAAACACCCUUUCAGAAACACAUUUAUCCGUGAAACAGUACGUGUGAUCCUUGACUCUAACAUUGAGCAACAUCUGAUUUAUUGGUUGCCAGAUAGUCAUAGGACGUAUGUCAAGUCAAAAGCUCCUGGUUUUCAGCAAGUUGGCAAGUUAUACCCCAUUGAAUUACUUAGAAAAGAGAAUAUCAGUAUAAUAAAUGUUGACUACAAGAGGUUGUUCUACAACGGGUUGAGAGAUUAUAAAGCAGCCAACAUCACCAUCAACUUGUACAUCGUCAAUGAGCCUUGGCUCUUCUCACUGGCCUGGUGCUCCAGGAUUCAUUCAGUGACCACAGACAACAUUGAGCUCCUAAAGCAGAUAAAUGUCCCUUAUUACCUCAUGACACCAAGUUACUAUAUGUUCAUGUGGUUUCUCAUGGAUAUUUUUUCUGCAGUUUUUAUUGCUGCCAUAUUUUAUUUUCAUUGGUGGAGAGAAAGCCAAAAAGAGAGAGUCUUCGAAAGCAUUAGCAGUUUCACAGAUACUGAGAGUAUGAGCCUCGAAAAAAGAAAAGAAAAUAAAAGAGAAGCUUUAAAUGUCUCUGUAGAGCCAUCCCCACCUCCCGACUAUAACCAAUAGCAUAAGACCUACCUUGGCUCUCACCAGUUUUCAGCAGUCCCCAGGAAGAAAGGCAACAAACCAGAGCCAGUCAAGAAAACCACCAAACCACUGCUGCCUGCAAGGAUGACACUAGACAACUGA